Rhagoletis zephyria (snowberry fruit fly) is the source of this 756-nucleotide messenger RNA. RefSeq lists its product as uncharacterized. Gene Ontology annotation, molecular function: nucleic acid binding; zinc ion binding. The record is from RefSeq and is a predicted model, not a curated record. Lineage: Eukaryota; Metazoa; Arthropoda; Insecta; Diptera; Tephritidae.
AUGGCUACUUCAUCACUAUAUGCCAUAGAAAAACUCGAUGUGUCGAAUUAUGAGACGUGGACAGUGCAAAUGCGAAGUGUACUUAUCCACGGUGGCCUUUGGAAAGUAGUGACCGAAGUUAAGCCUACAAAUGCGGAUGAGCUGGCGUUGUGGACAGUAAGUGACGAAAAGGCGUUAGCUACUAUCAUACUCAGCGUAAAAUCGAACCAACUAAGCUAUAUUAAAAACUGCAAGUCGUCGGCAGAAGCGUGGCUGAAAUUAAAAGAGGUGUACAAGCCGCAAGGGCCGAUACAAAAGGUGUCUUUAUACAAGCAACUCUUAAGCAAGCGUAUGCAGGAUGAAGAAAAUCCACAAGAAUUCAUCAACGCAUUUACUGAGAUCGCAGACAAACUCUCGGAGACUGGAAUAAAUAUCCAGGAUGAUUUGCUAAGUAUAAUCCUUUUAUCUAGCUUACCCAAAUCAUUUGAUAACUUUGUCAUAGCUAUGGAAACCCGAGAUAGUUUACCUUGUUUCAGCGCAUUAAAGAUAAAGCUUAUAGAGGAGGGCGAGCGGCGCAAGCGGCAGAACGAACCGGCAGAGUUUGAGCAACACGACAAGAAGACGCAAAAUAAAUCUAAAUUCAAAUGCUUUGCAUGUGGAAAAAGAGGGCAUUUCGCGAACAAAUGCAAAGAAAAAGAAAAACGCAAUUCCAGAGAAACUGCAAUGAAUGUCAUUGCAAUGACAAACAUGCAGAGCAAAUUCGACGACACCUGUUAG